GUGAGUGUUAUUAUGGCAAGCAGAGCUGUCAACAGCCAAGCUAACCAGCUAGCUUGUUAGUUAUUAAGCUUCAUUGCAUUCUCUGCACUGUGUUAAAUCUGUCAAUGAAACAAACAUGCUGUCGUUUGCGUAAUCUAAAACGAGGUACCGAUGGCGGUGCUGAACCUAUCCUUCGCGGCCUGCGGGUUUUUGGGGAUCUACCAGCUGGGUGUGCUGGGAGCGGUCCUCCGGCACGGGGAGAGGCUCCUGCAGGCAGUGCAGGCAUGUGCUGGGGCGUCUGCGGGGGCUCUUGUUGCAACCGUGCUGGUCACUGCGCCAGACAGGCUGGAGCAAUGCAAGGACUUUACGUACAGAUUCGCCAGUGAAGUGCGGAGUCAGAGGCUGGGAGCUGUGACACCAGGAUAUGAUUUUAUGCUCACACUGAGGGAAGGAAUAGAAGAGAUCCUGCCACCCGAUGCCCACCAGAUGGCCGGGGACCGUCUGCACAUAUCCCUCACGAACUCCAGAACCAGGAGGAACCGCAUGGUGUCUGGUUUCGCCUCCAGGGAGGAUCUCAUCAAGGUGCUGCUUGCCAGCAGCUUUGUGCCUGUUUAUGCAGGAAUCAAUGCUGUGGAAUACCAAGGCCAGCUCUGGAUCGACGGUGGGUUCACAGACAGCCUGCCUGUUCUGCCCGCAGGACGCACCAUCACCGUGUCUCCGUUCAGCGGACCCCAGGACAUCUGCCCCCUCCACAUUGGCCUGGCAAACCUCCACCUCAAACUCGCCAACAUGGAUGUCUUUUUUUCUACAGACAAUUUCAUACGCCUCAAUCAAGCUUUGUUUCCGCCGACGCUGGACACAAUGAGAAGGAUCGGUCAAGAUGGUUACUAUGAUGCAGUACGCUUUUUGAAAAAAGAAAAGUGGUUCGAUUAGCUUUUUAUUAUUCAUUUUUAUUCCUUUUUUAUGAUCUUUUAUUCCAUUUGAAAAUAGCAUAUAUAUUUUUUUAUCACUGGAAGGAAUCUCUUUGACAAAUAAUCAGUGUUUAGGGCAAAAUGAGAGAAAUAAUGGGCUUUGGAGCCCAUUAUGGGCGAAUGCUCCGAGUUGGGAUCAGGCGUGUGGAACCCAAACAUGUCUUAUCACCGUGAGCGGCCUGUAGCGUAGUGGUUAAGGUAAAUAUUUUAUUUGUAUAAUGCAAUAUAUUAUUUUACCCUAAUCAUAAGUGGGUUAGAGUGCAUUCGUAUUUUUAAAUGUGUACAAUUUUACAUUUCAAACUGUGUUUCCAAAAGAUAACAACCAUUUUGCAGAACAAAGAAAAAAAUAAAGAUAAGAUUUUUUUUCAUCCUGUAAUAGCCCAAACAAAAUAUGCUUGUAGGAACUACCUCUCUUUUUGAUGGUGUAAUGAAUACUGGAAUAAUUGCUUGACUUUUAAGGUAAUAAAUUAUUCUCUGUGCAUAGUUUGCACAUUGCCAGCA
Messenger RNA from Conger conger (European conger), 1451 nucleotides. RefSeq names its product patatin-like phospholipase domain containing 4 (gene pnpla4). Gene Ontology annotation, molecular function: retinyl-palmitate esterase activity; triacylglycerol lipase activity. Gene Ontology annotation, cellular component: membrane; cytoplasm; lipid droplet. Gene Ontology annotation, biological process: triglyceride catabolic process; lipid homeostasis. The record is from RefSeq and is a predicted model, not a curated record. The transcript has 7 exons. Bases 151 to 912 code for a protein of 253 amino acids. NCBI's taxonomy places the organism in Eukaryota, Metazoa, Chordata, Actinopteri, Anguilliformes, Congridae.